Messenger RNA from Mollisia scopiformis, 1578 nucleotides. Its product is annotated as cytochrome P450. NCBI's taxonomy places the organism in Eukaryota, Fungi, Ascomycota, Leotiomycetes, Helotiales, Mollisiaceae. The coding region runs from base 1 to 1578 and encodes 525 amino acids. The record is from RefSeq and is a predicted model, not a curated record. The transcript is spliced from 3 exons. Gene Ontology annotation, molecular function: oxidoreductase activity, acting on paired donors, with incorporation or reduction of molecular oxygen; iron ion binding; monooxygenase activity.
AUGGUGUUGAAUGCCAUCAGAGACCUCGCCCUGAAUUCACCGUUACUUUUUAGUGGGGCCACACUCUUCAUCCUGAUAUCGGUCAUUCAUUUCUUGCUUGCACGUCCUAAGAAACUGAACUUGCCUAUUGUUGGCGGUGGUUAUUGCAAGAAAGAAGACCAUAGGCACGCUUUGGUUGAAGGAACAUUGAAGUACCCAGACAGUCCCUUCUUGAUCAACACAGAUGCACCUCUUGUUAUUCUUCCCAUAUCAGUCAUCAAUGAAGUUCGAAACUUGCCUGAGGACAAGGCUUCAUUCAUGAAGGACAUGCAACAAAGAUUCGCGUCCAAACAUACUCAAAUUGGAAGCGAAGGAUGGGAAGUGAUCCAAGUCCUCAAGGUCGAUCUGACGAGGCACAUUGCCAGUACGCUCGAUGACCUUCAAGAAGAAAUCCAAUACGGAUUCGACAAGGAGUUCGGACCGUGCGAAGACUGGACUCCUAUACCAGCGUACCACAAACUCACCCGCAUCAUUGCAUUAUUGAGUGGACGUGUUUUUGUGGGUCGUCCCCUAAGCCGUGAUGAGGAAUGGAUUCAAGCAACGGUCAUGAGUACGAUGUUCGGCAUUGCAGCAAGAGAUGCCAUCAACUCCUACCCCAGAUAUCUCCGUGACAUCGUUGCACCCUUUCUUCCUGAAUUGAAGAGACUGAAACAAUUCCGGAAACGAGGAGCUCAACUACUGAAACCAAUUUUGGAUGCUCAGCUGGCUAAGGAGGGAAAUGAAAAACUUCGUCGAGACGAUUCAGAGGAUGAGCAGGGUACCAUCAUUUCUUGGAUGUUGAAGUACAUGAAGGAAGAUGAACGUUGUGAUCCUAUGAUCUUAGGCCGCAACCAAAUUGCACUCUCUAUGGCCGCCAUCCACACUUCUUCUAUGGCCACCACAUCGGCCAUCUACGAUCUUGCGGCUCAUCCUGAGUACAUCCAACCACUUCGUGAUGAGAUUCACCAAGUGAUUGACGAGGAUGGCCAAGAUAUUGAUGGGGAUGGACACAUGACUCUCAAAAAAUCAAGCAUGCCUAAGCUCUGGAAACUCGACAGCUUUCUAAAAGAGAGCCAACGUUUCACUCCACCACAGCUACCGGCGAACGUCCGUGUAACAACUUCAUCCCUCACUCUCUCCACUGGUCACACCCUCCCAACAGGAACUCGCUUUGCCUUUUCAGCUUGGGCAAUCCACAACUCCCCCACAAACGCCAUAUUCACCCCAACGCCAGACCAUACUCCGCUCCCACCCUCCACUUUCGACGGUUUCCGCUUCUACAAGCUGCGCAGAAUCCCCGGCAACGAAAACAAACAUCUAUACGUCACCACCUCGCCCGAUUCAUUGAACUUCGGACAUGGAAACCAUGCUUGUCCUGGGCGAUUCUUUGCUAGUAAUGAAAUCAAAGUCAUUCUUAUUGAAUUGCUGAGAAGUUGGGAGUUUAGAUAUAUGGGUGGCGGGGAAGUGAAGAAGCCGGAGAAUACGUGGGGUGAUAUGGUUUGUUAUCCUGAUUUGAAGACGGUGAUGGAGUUUAGGAGAAGAAAGCCCGUUGCGGCUUAA